AUGCGGAGGCCACAGCCCGGGCAGCUGGCUGACCCCUGCCGUCAUUUCCUCCGGAGAACAAUGGCUCGCCAACGCAGCGCGCGGGGCCGCCAACCUCUUACCUCCCCCGGGAGCGUCAGCUCCUCCCGAGACUCCAGUGUGCCCGGCUCUCCCUCCAGCAUCGUGGCCAAGAUGGACAACCAGGUGCUGGGCUACAAGGACUUGGCUGCCAUCCCCAAAGACAAGGCCAUUCUGGACAUCGAGCGGCCCGACCUCAUGAUCUACGAGCCCCACUUCACCUACUCCCUUCUUGAACACGUGGAGCUGCCCAGGAGCCGGGAGCGCUCACUGUCCCCCAAAUCCACAUCCCCCCCACCCUCCCCAGAGGUGUGGGCGGACAGCCGGACCCCUGGAAUCAUCUCUCAGGUGUCAACCCCAAGAACCACAGGAACCCCCAGGACCAGCCUGCCCCAUUUCCACCAUCCCGAGACUACCCGCCCAGACUCCAACAUCUACAAGAAGCCUCCCAUCUAUAAGCAGAGAGAGUCCAUGGGAGGCAGCCCGCAGAGCAAGCACCUCAUCGAGGACCUCAUCAUCGAGUCGUCCAAGUUCCCCGCAGCACAGCCCCCGGAUCCCAACCAGCCGGCCAAGAUCGAAACCGACUACUGGCCAUGUCCCCCUUCGCUGGCUGUAGUGGAGACCGAAUGGAGGAAGCGGAAAGCAUCUCGCAAGGGGGCAGAAGAAGAGGAGGAGGAAGAAGAUGAUGACUCAGAAGAGGAGAUUAAGGCGAUCAGGGAGCGUCAGAAGGAGGAACUCAGUAAGGUUACUUCCAACUUGGGAAAGAUGAUCUUAAAAGAAGAGAUGGAGAAGUCAUUGCCCAUCCGGAGGAAAACCCGCUCCCUGCCUGACAGGACACCCUUCCACACCUCUUUGCACCCAGGAACAUCGAAGUCAUCUUCUCUUCCCUCCUAUGGCAGGACCACCCUGAGCCGGCUACAGUCCACAGACUUCAGCCCAUCGGGGAGUGAGGCAGGAAGCCCAGGCCUGCAGAACGGAGAGGGCCAGAGGGGGAGGAUGGACCGGGGGAACUCCCUGCCCUGUGUGCUGGAGCAGAAGAUCUAUCCCUAUGAAAUGCUGGUGGUGACCAACAAGGGACGAACCAAGUUGCCCCCAGGGGUGGAUCGGAUGAGGCUUGAGAGACACCUGUCCGCCGAGGACUUCUCCAGGGUCUUCGCCAUGUCUCCAGAAGAGUUCAGCAAGCUGGCCCUGUGGAAGCGGAACGAGCUCAAGAAGAAGGCCGCGCUCUUCUGACUGUCCCCGCCACCCUCUUGGUGACAGUCCCUCUCUGUCGCUCGGGGCUCUGGGCAUCCUCUUCCCCAGGGGGCUGGGAGCGGUGGGCGGUAGGAGCAGUGAGAAGUAGGGCAGAGCUCCCUGCUGAGGGAGAAGGGGAGCCAAGACCCCUGGAACCCCGCAAUGGCCAGGGGCUUCCUCCGCUCCUCCCAGGUCCCCACGGCCUCACUCAACCCAGCCUGGACUCCGGCACACACCGAGUUAAUGUCUGCCCCCUCUCCCUGCCUGUACUCCUCCACGUGACGAGGGUGAGGGGCACGAAGGGGACACUUGUGGUCAGGCCGUCAGCUGUCCUGUACACAGGUGGACCGGCUGUGGGACCCUGUGUCUCCCUGCCACGUGGACCCCCUCCACUCCUUUCCGGAAGCCCCUGUACCUGAGCUUCCUGUUCCUCUGACUGGCAGGGGCGGGUUCCAGCUGGGCCUCCAUUAGGAGGCCAUCCUCCCUCCAGCUUGCCCUGUCCUCUACUUGUGACCCCAAGCUUCAAUGCCACCCUUGCUCUACCUCCAGGGCUCCCCCAAAAGCCUUGGCUAAGAGUGGAGAUGCUGCCUAUACAAUGUCUAGCUACCACCAGCCUCCUGCCAAAGCCGGCUAGGAUGCCUCCGUCUAGCGCCUGCCCAGGGACCACAGAGCCCAAGCCACGAGCCUCCCUUGGAUGGGGUGAAGAGGCCAGGCUUGGGACAUCUCUGAGAGGCCUAGCUCCCAGGGCUCCACCUUUUCCCAUGCACCCCCCCAUCUAAGCUGUCUACAGAAUGUAAUUUAUUGGGGCACCCCCCCUGCAGCUUUCCUUGCCCAAUCCUACCCUACCUACUCACUCCCAGCUCUCCUCUUCACAUACGUAUGUUUAUAUAAUUAUAUAUAUAUUUUUUGCCCAGCUCUGGGUUUUGCUCCUGCCCAGACCUUGGCAUUCCCUUUCCACUGUGUGUGUGAGAUCAUGUUGAGAGGACUCUGCUUGGAAUUAAAAGGUUGC
Molecule: messenger RNA, 2299 nt
Organism: Dipodomys ordii (Ord's kangaroo rat)
Lineage: Eukaryota; Metazoa; Chordata; Mammalia; Rodentia; Heteromyidae
Gene: Dmtn
Product: dematin actin binding protein
Exons: 15
Coding region: 1-1290 (429 amino acids)
Biological process (GO): actin filament bundle assembly; cytoskeleton organization; lamellipodium assembly
Cellular component (GO): plasma membrane; actin cytoskeleton
Molecular function (GO): actin filament binding
Source: RefSeq, a predicted model, not a curated record